GUGAGGCAGGCAGAGAGCGCGCGGGCGGGGCGGGAUUCGGCGGAGCCCUACAAGGACCAAAGUGCAGCCGCUGGCACAGCAAAACUCAUCGGGGUUGGUCAGCCAUGCCUAAGUAUUGCAGGGCUCCGAACUGCUCCAAUACUGCCGGCCGACUGGGUGCGGACAACCGCCCAGUGAGCUUCUACAAGUUCCCUCUGAAGGACGGUCCGCGGCUGCAGGCCUGGCUGCGGCGCAUGGGCCGGGAGCACUGGGUGCCCAGCUGCCACCAGCACCUGUGCAGCGAGCACUUCACGCCCUCCUGCUUCCAGUGGCGCUGGGGCGUGCGCUACCUGCGGCCCGACGCCGUGCCCUCCAUCUUCUCCCGGGCGCCGCCCGCCAAGAGCUCGCGGCGGAGCCGAAGCGCCGAGAAGCCGCUGGCGCCGCCGCCUCCUCCCGCGCCCGAGGCUGCGCCCGGGUCCCCGGAGCCCGCGGGCGCGGCCGCUGGCCCCGUGCAGGUCGUGGUGCUGGCGCCCACCUCCGCGAGCCCCGAGGCCGCGGCCACCGUGCUCCUGGCCCCGUGCCCGCCGCGCCAGGCGCCGGUCUCGGCGCAGUCCCCGCGGGCCGGGCUGCGGGCCGCGCUUGGGGCGCUGCAGCGGCGGGUGCGGAGGCUGCAGCGGCGCCACGAGCGGCACCAGGCGCAGCUGCGGGCGCUGGAGCAGCUGGCGCAGCAGCUGCGCAGUGACAGCGCGCGGGCGCGAAGGGGUCCGCCGCGCGUGCUGCCUGGACCCAAGGAAUCCCAAACCUUCAUCAUCUGUGGAGGGCCUGACAUAGCCGUGGUCCUUGCCCAAGGCCCUGCACCUGCCACCCUGGAUGCCAAACCUGAGCUCCUGGACACCCAGACACCCAGUGCAUAAGUGUUGGGAUGGAUAGUGCCAAGGGACUGAAGACAGAAGACGGAAGAAGAGAGAUAAUCACACCUGGUCUUGGCACAACCCCACCAUUUAUAUUUGGGGAGGAGUGCUGGCUACCACUCCUAUGGACCCCUUUGAAUCAUAUGGGUGACCUGGGUCCAAGUGCCCCUCAGCCCUCACCCCCCUCCCUCAUCCCUCUGGGUACCCAGCUCCUGCCACUCCCAGCUCACAUCCUUGCAGUCAGGAAAGCCUCAGCAGAACAGGGCUCACUUGUUGGAGGAGUGCUGGGCUGGUUUCUGAAGGGCCUUUGGCACCAUGGGCUAAGCCUGCUACCAAGAAGGACGUGAUAGUGAACACAGCCGAAAUAUCCCUGCCCUUAUGGUGUUCACAUUCCCCUCUAGAAGGUGAAUAAACCCUAUCACUUCAGACUGUGGCACGUGUUCUAAAGACUGGGUAAAAAAUGUCACAGAGUGGUGGGAGGCUCUCCAAGGAGGCAGCAUUUAAGCAAACCCUGAAUGAUGAGGCCAACCCUUGAGGGCACGUGGGCCAGUACUCAGGGGCAAGAAUAGCCCUGAAGAGGCCUCAGAGUCAGGAAGGCAGUGUUGUUCUGUAGAAAACCAAAGUGAGGAAGGGGGUAAGGGCAAGGUUGCCAUUUUUAUUAGGGAGAGCAGAGAUGGUGUUUAAAAAACACAGAUGAGUGAGAUCCUAGAAGAAGGGAGAGGAGACCACAUAGGUAUCUAGGGGAGAGCUUCUAGGAGCAAGGAACAGCCAGAGAACAGGCUGUUGUGGCUCCAGCAAGGAGGCUGGCAUGGCUGGAGUAUAACAAGCAAAGGGGAGGAUGAGCCCGUGGCUCACACCAGUAAUCCUAGCUAUUCAGGAGGCAGAGAUUAUUCCUGAG
Castor canadensis (American beaver) is the source of this 1788-nucleotide messenger RNA. It is a transcript of the gene Thap8, whose product is annotated as THAP domain containing 8. The record is from RefSeq and is a predicted model, not a curated record. Lineage: Eukaryota; Metazoa; Chordata; Mammalia; Rodentia; Castoridae.